AUUCUCGAUCAUCACUGUUCCCGUCGUCUUUCAUUCUCUCUCAUUUUUCUUACCCAAGAAAAAAGGAACUAACAAAAUUAUAAUAAAAAAUAAAAUAAAAAACUACCUGAUCGCCAGAUCUGAGAAGAUCCCUAUAUUAUAUUUUCUUGUUUUCUUUCUUUAAUCCUUCAUUUCUUUAAUUGAUACUUAAAAGAUGCAAUUUUAUAUGAAUUCUUCAAUUUUUUGCUAAAUGGGUAUUGAUCAAAAUGUGUAACUGAAACUGGGUUAAGCUUCUUUUUAAUUUACUUUUUUUGUUUUCUUGUUUUGGGUUGGUAAUAAAGAUACAUUCUUUAUUAAUAUUCAGAGAAGAAUGAUUUAUAGAUUUUUAGUUUGAUUAAAUUAUGUAGAUUUAAACUGGGUUCGGUUUUUUUUUGGUUAAUUUUUGCGGGGGAGAUUUUGAUUUUACCGGAAAUUGAUUUGCGAUGAUGACGUCAUCACCUCCGCCGCAGUCCGACGACGGAGGAGGAGGAUCGAAUUAUAUUCAACACCAAGUUACAAAAUUUGAUACCCUUCCUGGUGUAGCAAUCAGAUAUGGUGUUGAGGUAUCUGAUAUUAAGAAGUUGAAUGGGCUGGUUUCGGAUCUCCAAAUGUUUGCUCGAAAGACACUUCAAAUACCAUUACCUGGGAGGCAUCCACCAUCACCCGCUGUCUCAAAUGGUCAAGACACCCAAGGGCCAAGCAGCUCUGAGCAGAUCCCUCCGAGCAACCAAUACCCUGAUUUGUUUGGUUCAUUUCAAUCCCUGAAGUUGAAGUCUUCCUCCCAGCAAAGAGUUUCACCAGCCAUGAGCUCUUUACUAGGUUAUCAGGGCCCUAAACUGGCAGAUCAGAAAGUUGCAUCUGAAGGUUUUGAAAUGGCUGUCUAUCGUAAAGGAGUAUCACAUUAUUUAGAAGAUGGACCAUUUGUCAUGUCAACUCCUCAUUCUAAUCAACCACUCGGUCUUCAUAGAAAAUGUAAAAGUGUAGCUAAUGAUAUGUCAGAGAACGGAGUAGGUAGCGCUGAAAAUGGCUCUAAUAGAUUGUUCGAGAAAUUGUCUAGAAGGCGUCAAAAAUCUGAGGCUGAUUUCAGUUCCCGCACCCCAGAAGUGCUGUUGAAAGAAGAUAACAGCAGUGGCAGCGGGUUUUCUGCUGCUGCUGGCAAGGGAUUGGCUUUGCGACCUAAGUCAGCUAGUCGAAUUCUCCUUGGACCAGAUGCUGAAGCAAGUUCCAUAAAUCCUAUCACUAUGCUGUUGAACGAUUCUUUUCUGAACGACAGUGCAAGUGUCAGGAAGUCAUCAAGUACACCGAGUUUGCAGGAAUCAGACAGUAGCACGUUAUCUUCCCUGUGGACAACAUCAAAGUGGAAUUUGAAGCCAGAUUUCCAGGCAAUUUCUACUGCAGCAAUUACCAAACCAAUCUUUGAUAGCCUUCAAAAACCCACCGGUCCUCGAAAAAGCAAGACUGCUGUUGAUUAGCUAUUCUUUCUGCAUUUUUUGUUAGUCCUCUUCUUAACACCUAGAAACUGAAAACUAGCUAUAGAAGUAAAACACUAAAAAUACUUGCUUAUUGCUG
This is a messenger RNA of Solanum verrucosum, 1587 nucleotides long. RefSeq lists its product as uncharacterized. The record is from RefSeq and is a predicted model, not a curated record. NCBI's taxonomy places the organism in Eukaryota, Viridiplantae, Streptophyta, Magnoliopsida, Solanales, Solanaceae. The transcript is spliced from 3 exons. Bases 462 to 1490 code for a protein of 342 amino acids.